CUCCUUUCACCUAUCGAAUAUUUAAUAUUGAUAAUCGCCGUACUAUCGCGAAGUCGUCGUCAAACGUUGCGUUAGUUUCUCGUAUUGUGGUGUCUGCGGCGCGUGGAUGUUGAAUUAUCGCGGACGGAAGCCCCGUUCUUUAGUUUAGUAGGUGAAUGAGGGAACAGGUUUUUUUUGAGUCGAGGACGCAAGAGGCUAGCUCGGUUGGGUCAGAUCUUCACUUUUGUCGGUUCCUCAUUCUUGUCGCGCGUCGCACCGUCUACGGGUUUGCUAAACGUUGUAAUAUGUGCAAAUAAUGGGUGCGUAGUACGACUAACUCAAUUAGUGGGCAGGCGCGGCCGACUCGCGCUCACUAGUUUCACUUACGGUGCCGUGUUUGUGUAUCUGUAUGUUAACUUUUCUUGUAUUUGGAUUGCAGUGUUGUGACUUUUCCUUGUGCCAGAUUGUCUAACGAAAGUUUCUAGGCGUAAUAAACUACGUGAUUAGACAUUGUGUGUGAUAAUUCUGAUGACAGAAACACUUUUUAAAAAUGAGGUUUCAAUUGAGUUGAAGCCUAUUAGAAGCAAUUAGUGCGUAUUAGUGGGCCUAAUUAAUAUUAAUACCUGUUUUGAGCCUGUCUGGCAAGAAUUUGAACGAUGCGCAGAGGCAGAGUGGCGGUGUGACACGAUGUGCAAGGACGGAUGAGGCGCCGGCGCGCGCUCACGCGACGCGCAAUCUAGCAACAUGUCGUUCUUUAAUAAUCUUAAAAAGGUGCUGCACCUAGGCAGCGGCAACGAUGCCAGGAAGAAGAAGGUGUUCAACAACAUCCGCGACAACAGCGACCCCUCGGACAACUGGGACAUGGUCGGCGAGCUCGGCGAUGGCGCGUUUGGGAAGGUAUACAAAGCCCAGCACAAGACGACCGGCCAGCUCGCCGCCGCCAAGAUGUGCGUUCUGGACAACGAGGACGACCUCGCGGACUUCACCGUCGAGAUCGACAUCCUGUCCGAGUGCCGGCAUCCGAACGUCGUCGAGCUGCACGAAGCUUACUUCAUCGAUAAUAAGUUGUGGAUGCUCCUCGAGUACUGCGACGGUGGCGCCCUCGACUCGGUCAUGGCGGAGCUCGAGAAGGGUCUCAGCGAGCUGCAGAUAGCGUACGUGUGUCGCGAGAUGUGCCGCGGCCUUCAGUUCCUGCACUCGCGCCGCGUCAUACACCGAGACCUCAAGGCGGGGAACGUGCUGGCGACCAUGACCGGGGGCGUCAAGCUAGCGGACUUCGGCGUGUCGGCCAAGAACAAGUCCGACGCUGCAGAAACACGACACGUUCAUCGGGACCCCGUACUGGAUGGCGCCGGAGGUCGUGCCUGUGUGGACAUCUGGUCUCUAGGCAUCACGUUGAUAGAGUUCGCGCAGAUGGAGCCGCCCAACCACGAGAUGACGCCCAUGAGGGUACUGCUCAAGAUACAGAAGAGCGAGCCGCCCGCCUCGACCAGCCCUCCCGCUGGGGAAGGCCUUCAACGACUUCAUAGCCAGGGCGCUCGUCAAGAAAAGGCGACGGCGGUGGAACUCCUGAAACACGAGUUCGUGAGCGGUAACCUCGACUCGAAGCCGUUGCGAGACCUGCUGCUGGAGUACAGGGCCGAGGUCGUCGAGGAGGAGGUCGUGGAUGAUGAUAGCGAG
Trichoplusia ni (cabbage looper) is the source of this 1659-nucleotide messenger RNA. RefSeq names its product serine/threonine-protein kinase 10-like. The record is from RefSeq and is a predicted model, not a curated record. The annotation marks the transcript as partial. NCBI's taxonomy places the organism in Eukaryota, Metazoa, Arthropoda, Insecta, Lepidoptera, Noctuidae. Gene Ontology annotation, biological process: protein phosphorylation. Gene Ontology annotation, molecular function: protein kinase activity; ATP binding. The transcript is spliced from 8 exons.